Molecule: messenger RNA, 2143 nt
Organism: Trematosphaeria pertusa
Lineage: Eukaryota; Fungi; Ascomycota; Dothideomycetes; Pleosporales; Trematosphaeriaceae
Exons: 2
Coding region: 33-1889 (618 amino acids)
Source: RefSeq, a predicted model, not a curated record
CGAACGGCCGGAGGAGCGGCUACAACGUCGUCAUGGCCCAUCGCGCCCGCAGCAUGUCCAUCUCGGGUUGGACAGACGGCAGCUAUGGUUCCCUUGCGCCGGUCUAUCGGGUGAACCGCUUCCAGCGCACGUCAUCACGGCUUGCUGGAAUCACUGCAAAUGGCAGUGUCCUGGGGAAGCGGUCUCGCAAUCCGGACCAACUGUCCAACGCCCCUAAGCGUCGCGGUGCCCAAUCCUGGUCAACGUCUCGAAGCCUUAUCGAUGCUUUGGGGCCAUUCUCAGAUGAAGACGCGGUCCCAGCACGGAUCGAAACUGUCGAUGAAGGUGACGAAGCCGUUCUCGCCACGCUCGAGCAGCCAGAUUCGUCUGGCGUUUUUGUCGCUGAUGAGAGCGCCCCAACCUCUUUGUCCAGAACGACGUCUCCCUCCCAGCGGUCGGCCGCCGGCCCUCCCGGCCAUGCCUACUAUACACCCAUCGUAGUCGCCAACGAAGACGAGGACGAGGACGAGGAUGAGGACGAGUACGAGCAUGGGGAAGAGUACGAGCAUGGGGAAGAGUACGAGCAUGGGGACGAGUACCAACCGCGGUCCCCUCCGGCAUAUGGGGACUUGGGAGAGGUUGAGGAGGCACACGAACCAUACUGGGGCAGCUCAUAUGUCAAGAUUACGAACAAAGACGAGAACACGAGAUCGUCCGCGUCGGUCAUCUCCCGUGUGAGUCCCCACGGCCUCCAGAGUCCGCCGGAGACGCCGAAACGCCCUAUCCCAUCACCAAUCCAAUCGCAGGAGAGCGUCGCGGAUCCUGCUCUCGCAAAGGAGUACCAUGCCGAGGAACCCGUCGAUGAUUCUGGAGGAGCAGACAACAAUGUUCCAGGCAUCGCCGAAACUAUGGAUGAGGUUUUUGCGCUGCUCCAGUCCAUUAGCCCAAACGACAUUCGCAACGCGCCGAGCUACCGUGAAGCCUACGAGGGCGGACUCCGGAAACGCGCCCGAAUCGUGAAGAAUCUCGACGCACUCCGACAGUGGCUUGAGGAGGAGGGGCCUGAGGAAGGGCUUGAGAAAGAAGCUCAGGAUGUUGUUCCUCCUAGUAAGCCCAAAGGUUCGCGCCGGCGUACCGGUGGCGGUCACGCGAGGAAGAAGGCAAAGAGCGAAUACUUUUGGGACCACUUCUUGCAGAUGAAGAGCAUCGGGGAACUCCCCAAACUCAACAGCUUCACGCGGAAGCUUAUCAACAAGCCCUCGCUACAGAUGCUCUUCGCCGACAUCCCGCUCCUCAGCGACACAGCAGCUGCGCCGACCGGCACAAGCGCCGACAUGCGCAACGCGCUCCGUUUCAACGCCGCGGUCAACCUCAUGCUCUCUGUCAAUGAGCGCAAUACGCAGAACAGCCUCCUCCUGGUUCUGCUACAUCUGUUCUUUUUCCUGACUGCGCAUCCCAACUGGGCAGAGCAGAGGUCGAGUCGAAAGCGCAUGCCGCGCCUCAACGAGCGCAAGUGCGAGGACCUGUACGAUACCUACCUCGGCCUCGUAGACCACAUGUCCGUGUCUGUUUUGCCGCGUCACAAGUUCCUGGGCCAGAUCAGCAAGUGGAUUAAGCUUGGGUCCAGGUACGCAUUCCUCGCGAGCCAUCUCUCGCUCGGUUGCCUUGUGCUGCUGCAGCAUCUCCUUACGCCGGCCGCCAUGCAGGGCUGCACCAAGGGCAACGAGUAUGGUGCAGUACAGGGCGUGCCAGUGAGCGAGUAUGCACUGCAGCACCUGCGAGAGAUUGGCCUCGUCCAGAAGGCAGAGCGCGCGGAUUCCAUGAUGCAUGCGCUUCUAUGGGAGAUGAUGGGCCAGUUCCAGGGCAUGGCGGCACCGACGCAGGCUGCCAGAUUCCCUGGCUUUGACUGACCUGAUAGGUCAUAUCCGUCAUCCCUCAAUCCUCUCUCCGUUAACGUUCCAUCGUCUCUCUCUCUCUCUCAGUCCCUCCGACUGGCUUGUUCUACAUCGCUCCGUGCGAAACACACAGUCUUGCCGACUCCUAGCUUUACGACCUAUCAAGGAUAACGACGGAUUCCGCAUUAUUGACCAACUUACGAUUUUAUGUUCUAUGCACACGCCUUCUUACACUCACGACUACAAUUACACUCAACGCUUACAAAGAC